UCAACAUCUCUCUGCUGCGCUUCAACCAUGGUGAACGUACCAAAGACUAAGAAGACUUACUGCAAGUCUAAGGAAUGCAAGAAGCACACCUUGCAUAAGGUGACCCAAUAUAAGAAGGGGAAGGACAGCUUAGCUGCCCAAGGAAAGAGGCGUUAUGAUCGCAAACAGUCUGGUUAUGGUGGACAGACAAAGCCUGUUUUCCACAAGAAGGCUAAAACCACCAAAAAGAUUGUGCUGAGGCUGCAAUGCCAGGGCUGCAAGCAUGUGUCGCAGCAUCCUAUCAAGAGAUGCAAGCAUUUUGAAAUUGGCGGGGACAAGAAGGGAAAGGGAACCUCCCUGUUUUAGACGACAAGUGGUUAAAAACUUUAUUUUUGUUACUGUACUUUGCCUUUGCAGACUUAUUUUGGUUAAAAUUUGUUCUCGGUUAACAUUGCAUUGUUUCUAAUGACAUUAAUAGAAUUCUGUUUUAAAGUGUGAUA
Daucus carota subsp. sativus is the source of this 479-nucleotide messenger RNA. Its product is annotated as large ribosomal subunit protein eL42. The record is from RefSeq and is a predicted model, not a curated record. The transcript has 5 exons. Gene Ontology annotation, molecular function: structural constituent of ribosome. The coding region runs from base 28 to 345 and encodes 105 amino acids. Lineage: Eukaryota; Viridiplantae; Streptophyta; Magnoliopsida; Apiales; Apiaceae. Gene Ontology annotation, cellular component: cytosolic large ribosomal subunit; ribosome. Gene Ontology annotation, biological process: translation.